AUGCGAGUGAACUUGUGUGAGAAGCAGAGACGGAGCGUCAGGUUUCCCUCUCCGCUCGCCUGGGCGAUGGGCUGCCGGCUGCGACAGAGCAGGAGCUUCCCGACUGGAAGAAGACAGAUAAGAAGGGGGCUCAGGGAGGGGGAGAGGGCUAAAUGUGACCCAGGGAUCCCUGCUUGUCUCCCCCCACACAGAGCAGGUGGAUGCGUCUGGAGCCUGUAACCUGAUCAGAGCAGUCGGGACUGGGGAGAGACACACAGAGUGUGCCCACUGUAAAUGCCCUGUAUUCAAGCACAGCAUGGAAGUCUGUCUCAAUGUGCAGGUCCCUGUGACAACUAUGUACCAGACAUCUUAAAUUCUGAGUUUGGCAAAUUCACCAUGGACCUUGUUAACAGUGAAAUUGCAGCUUCCACCUCCUUGCCCAGUUUUAGCACUUUCAUGGACGGAUACACCGGAGAAUUUGACGCCUUUCUUUACCAGAUUCCUUCUUCAAAUCAGCAGUCCUCACUGAAAGUGGAGGAAUUCCAGGUUUUUGGUUGCUACCCAGGUUCCUUCACAAACCAACUGGACGAAACCAUGUCCUCCAGUGGAUCAGACUAUUAUGGUAGUCCCUGCUCUAUCCCAUCUCCUUCAACCCCAGGGUUCCAGAACCCUCAGCUGCCCACUUGGGAGUGUUCCUAUGGUGCAUACUCACCAACUCAGAACUAUGACAACAUGCGGCAUUGGACCGAGCAACAGAAAAGCAGUAUUUCACAGCAGACUUUCUUUUCUUUUGGCACUCCAGCUCACAGCCCAAACAUGGCUGCCAAUCCCAUGAAGAUAGCUCCUGCAACACACAGACUUGAUCAGCAAGUUGUGGAUGCUGAUGUUUUUGCUUUGGCACAGAACUCUUCAGCAGGCUUUCCUGCUAUCCCUCUUGGUCAGGCACCUGGGGUACUUGACAACUCCGUUUUACUGGACAGUCCUUUAUCUCCUUCAAAAACACGGAGUCCCAGUUCUAAUGAGGGACGCUGUGCUGUGUGUGGGGAUAAUGCUUCCUGUCAGCAUUACGGAGUACGGACCUGUGAAGGAUGUAAAGGAUUUUUUAAGAGAACUGUACAGAAAAAUGCCAAGUACAUCUGCUUGGCUAACAAGGACUGUCCCGUGGACAAAAGACGACGGAAUCGCUGCCAGUUUUGCCGGUUCCAGAAAUGCUUAGCAGUGGGAAUGGUAAAAGAAGUUGUACGGACUGACAGUUUGAAGGGCAGGAGAGGUCGGCUCCCAUCAAAACCAAAACAAAUUGCAGAAUCAUCGCCAGUCAGUCUGAUCAAUUCGCUGGUGCGAGCGCACAUUGACUCAAUCCCCAGCUCCUCUAAAUUGGACUAUUCCAAGUUCCAGGAAAACGUGCCUGUCCAGUUAGAAAAAGAAAGCUCUGCUGAUGUGCAGCAGUUCUACGACCUUCUCUCUGGUUCACUGGAAGUCAUUCGCAAGUGGGCUGAGAAAAUUCAGGGAUUUGUGGAGCUCCCCAAAGAAGAUCAAGACCUACUGCUUGAAUCCGCCUUUCUAGAGCUUUUCAUUCUGCGCCUGGCUUACAGGUCAAGACCAGAAGAAGGAAAGCUGAUAUUCUGCAAUGGUGUUGUGCUUCAUCGCACACAGUGUGUCCGAGGCUUUGGAGAGUGGAUAGAUUCAAUCAUUGAGUUUUCCCACAACCUCCAGCGCACAAACAUUGAUGUCCCAUCCUUCUCCUGCCUUUCGGCUCUUGUCAUUAUCACAGAUCGACAUGGCUUGAAAGAACCGAAGAAAGUUGAGGAGCUUCAAAGCCGGAUUAUCAACUGCCUUAAAGAGCAUGUCCCCUCCUCUAUGAAUGAGCAGAACAGACCCAACUGCCUGUCCAAGCUUCUGGGGAAACUUCCAGAGCUCCGCACCCUCUGUACGCAGGGUCUUCAGCGUAUCUUUUACUUAAAACUAGAAGAUCUGGUGCCUCCCCCUCCUAUUGUGGAUAAGAUCUUUAUGGAUACUUUACCCUUUUAAAACUGCUCUGCUUUUGCCUUUGGGCCCAGAGAUGCUCUAAGUGAAAAGAGGAAACUCUUGGAACAUUCAAAUAUUUUGACAUUCGGUGCCUUGGCCAGCAGAUUUGCAAUGCAGUGUGAUCUACUGGAUCUUACUAGGAGUCUUUAUUUUUAAUACUACAGAGAACCCCGAUGUGCCUUUGGCUCAAAGUGACUUUUUCCAUUAUUUCCCCCUUUCUUCAAUUGUCUCAUGUUUAAACAUGUUUUUUUAUUGAAACACUUGCAGAGAUCAUCUGGUUCUGAAACAGCCUUCCUCUCACUGCUUCUGUAGAUUGGGUCUGUCCUGCUACAAAAACUCACCCCUUUAAAUGCAACUGUUCCCAAAUAGGUCAGAAAGGAUGGACCCACCACAAUCACAGCCAGUUUGUAAAGUCUUGUACAUAGAACUAAGAGAAAAUUGUAAAUAGGUCUGUGAAAUGCAAAGCUGCCCUCUUCAGCUGUGACUUUGGUUCCCACAGCCCUUUGAGCUGUGUGUAAAUAUGUGUAAUUUUUGAAAAGAAACAUUUAUAUUUGUGUAUCUUACUGGAUUUACAGUAUGUGGUUUUUUUCCCGAUUAAUAUAUAUUUAAUAUAUUGAAUAAAAAAUUUGCUGUAAUAAUA
Molecule: messenger RNA, 2644 nt
Organism: Xenopus tropicalis (tropical clawed frog)
Lineage: Eukaryota; Metazoa; Chordata; Amphibia; Anura; Pipidae
Gene: nr4a1
Product: nuclear receptor subfamily 4 group A member 1
Exons: 7
Coding region: 274-2007 (577 amino acids)
Biological process (GO): regulation of transcription by RNA polymerase II; intracellular receptor signaling pathway; regulation of DNA-templated transcription
Cellular component (GO): cytosol; nucleus
Molecular function (GO): nuclear receptor activity; DNA-binding transcription factor activity, RNA polymerase II-specific; DNA binding
Source: RefSeq, a predicted model, not a curated record